Molecule: messenger RNA, 692 nt
Organism: Hypoxylon fragiforme
Lineage: Eukaryota; Fungi; Ascomycota; Sordariomycetes; Xylariales; Hypoxylaceae
Exons: 1
Coding region: 110-475 (121 amino acids)
Source: RefSeq, a predicted model, not a curated record
AUCACACUGCAAUAUUACCUUUGCGACAGCAUAUCGUCGCAUACCAAUUCAUAAACAAUACGACUGCCUAGCAUCUACUAGUAGAUACUACCUACGCGCAACAGCCAAAAUGCAGCUGUCAACUAUUGUCGCGACUGCGCUUCUGCCUUUGCUGGCAGCUGCGGCGGAUCCCGCUUCUACCACCACAUCAACCAUGACGAUGACUAAGUAUGUCACCAUCUCGAAAGUGUCUCUUACUACGAGCACCUAUAGCGCAAACUCGACCACGUUCUACGCUCCCACUGGCACUGGCGCUGGCACCAUUUCAUCGUCCAUUUUCAACACACCAACUACGACGACUGGUGCUGACGGCACUCCCACGACUGUUGCGCCAACUGUCAGCCCUACCAUUGAUAACAACAGUGGUGCCGCUCUCAGUUCUGUCAAUGUCGCGCUUGCUGGACUUGCUGGUUUGGUCAUCGCGGCUUUCAUGUAAGCCUGCCUCCCGGCCUAUCUUAUGACCGUGAGAAGACGGCAAGUCCGUGAUGAUGAGGAAACCCUUUUAAACGCCUACUUGAACACUUCACUACGAAUGUUUUCUACUUCCUUUCUUUUGUCAAAACCCAGCACUAUCCGUCUUGAACGCUGUCCGGCUACCAUUACAUGCGACGAGACGAAUGAUACACGACAUUACCGACAACAACCAAUUAUCC